AUGACGGCAGUGGCAACAGCAACAUUGGCGACGGCGGCGGCUGCAGCGACAACGGUCACAGCAGAAUGCAAGGCAACAACGCCGGCUGGCGGUAGCAGCGCCAACAACAGCGCUGGCAAUCACAACAACAUCAGCAGCACCAGCAGCGCCGCCAGCAACAGCAACGGCGGCAACAUCAACAUCGGCAUUAGCGACGGGCACAACCAUCAUCAUCACCACCAUCACCACAGGCAUCAUCAUUUGCUUGAAACGCCGACCAGCAGCUCUGCGGGACUAGCAGCAGCAGGAGCAGGAGCAGCAGCACCCGGGGACAACACACCAGCAGCAUCAGUAACUUCAGCUACAGCAGCACCGACACCCGGCUACGAGCGAUCGGAGCGCUUGGAGCGAAGACCGCCGCUACUGGGAGCACCACCGCCGCUCAACAUCAGCAACAACAACGGCCGAUCGGCAGCAGCGAUCGCUUAUCACUCGCUGAUGCCUAACUACUAUCCCAGCACGCGGCAACUGCACAUGCAUAGCCAUGCCCGCGGUCAUGCGCACCCUCCACCACCCGGGCAGCCGCAUCCACAGCAGCAACCCCAACCGCACCCGCACCCGCAUCCCCAUCCCCAUCCGCACCCGCACCCACAUCCUCAUCAGUACCAACUGCAGUCGCUGAGCCACUACCAUCAGCAACUUUAA
This is a messenger RNA of Drosophila biarmipes, 684 nucleotides long. RefSeq names its product protein pygopus-like. The record is from RefSeq and is a predicted model, not a curated record. Lineage: Eukaryota; Metazoa; Arthropoda; Insecta; Diptera; Drosophilidae. Bases 1 to 684 code for a protein of 227 amino acids. The transcript has a single exon.